AUCAUUUUUAUGUCCAGGCUAUUGACGUGGCAUCCGUGAAACUAUGGGAAAUGGGAAAUGUGCAUUACAUUUGUCUCGAAUCCGGCGGGCCUUUGUUUCGGCGAUUGCACGGAAUGUCCCUAUUGCGUGCUUUUGCCGCCAGAAUGCCACACAGUGUUGAUACCACAGUGAGCAGAAUAUAAAUCUGGGCCAGGGAAGAAGGGGACAAAGACUUUCCCACAUAGUCUGCCUCUCUGGAUCCUCUCAUUUCACCUGCUUCAUAAAGCUGGCCAGUUCGCCGCUGUGCUCUGCUGGUAUCUUCAGGCCUCGAUCAUCCUUUUCUCGACUCAAUUUCAAAUGGCACUGGAAAUAGGGGAUCCUUCGGUUACAACCAUGGCAGCUCCAGAGGCGCCUCUGUCGGUUGGAAAGAAGUCGGAUUCGCCAUCUCUCCUCCAUCAUAGUCUGGUAACUACGGACGCCGAUGCACUCGAAUUCCACACGGCGGCAUCACCCCAAUUGCAAUUCAACCAAAGGCCUGGCUCUAUUUCCAAGUCAGACAGCAAGCUCAUCGUUUCUCCCUACGAUGAUCUGCGUCAUAUUCUGGAUCUAACAACAUUGGAUACGCCGAAUCGGCUUUUUGCAAAGGCUCUGGCCAUAUUUAAACCGAUUCGCGAUGACUACGCGACAGCUUCAUAUACGGAGUCAUUUAAUUGGCAGGACAUCUUUGAAUUUUUGAAGGAGCUAUCCGAUGCGGAACAGUAUUUAUGGAGCAAGCAGCAUUUCUUCGUGGUUGUUUUUCGAUCCAUUCUCCUUCCCGAUGCAGACUCAGAGCGCCUUCAUGAGUUGGAUGUACAUUCCCACCGGGAGGCCACUGCCAGUGGCGGACUGCUGAAGUAUUGGUUUGGAACUAAAAACAGCAACCGAGAGAAUCUAGCGACUUGUUUAUGGCGUGGUAGGACCGAUGCCCGACUAGGAGGUACUGGUCCAUGGCAUCAAAAGGCGCGCGCUGCUGCCCCAGUCAUGUAUGAGAAGAUUGUAUUUAAGGCUUUGAAGUUGGUCGUCGAUGACGGUGUUAAGUCGUGGUCAUUUAGCGAUUGGGUGGAUGAAGACGAAUGAGCUCGAGACUAGUCUCUCAACAACGAUAUUCCACACUAUGUUUUUCAUUUUGUCACUUUUUGGCAUUCUCAUCGUUGCCAUCUUUGGCUUUUCGGGCGUUUUCAGUUAUACCCUUUUUUGCGUUCCUCUCGGGGAGUUUAGUCUAGUCUCGGGGCAUUGCGCGUGCAGUUUUUAGAAUUGUCGAAGCAGUCUAUAUUAUAGCCCUGGAGACUUGGGAAUUUUGAAUGAACGCUUACUUAUGUCUUUCCUUCUCUGUGCUCCUAUCCAUGUGCUGAAGCGCGGUGGUCUUUGACAUGACCCAAUCCGGUAAUAGCCGGGCUGAGCCCUGAGUGCAUCACGUGGGAGAUGCGGAGGCAGAGUCGGG
Monascus purpureus is the source of this 1459-nucleotide messenger RNA. The record is from the annotation of a GenBank genome assembly. Lineage: Eukaryota; Fungi; Ascomycota; Eurotiomycetes; Eurotiales; Aspergillaceae.